ACCAGACCCGACUCGCCGCUGUCUCUUCUUGGCUUCAAUAAAGGAGACUUGUUUCGUUUCGUCUGAUAACGGAAACUGAGUGCAGGGAGAAAGAGAAAGAAGCCGAGUACUUCCGUGUUUCGCCUACCAGUGAAGAAUAUCACUGACAGAAACGGCCUGUCUUGUUGUCGACUGACCAUGACACUGUGAGCAGUGGCGAUUACAAAAAAAUAUAUGGACCGAUUUCAUUGUAACCUGGAUUAAUAAAUGAGACAAUGCUGCAGGGGUCUAAGAAAAAAGACAGACGUAUUCUAUCGGGUACGUGUCCGGAUCCUAAAUGCCAGGCUCGGCUGUUUUUCCCAGCCUAUGGAGUCAGUAUAGAAUGCACCGAAUGCGGCCAACGGCAUGAACAAAGAAAUCUGCUCAAGGUAGAGGAAGUCACCGACCCUGACGUGGUGCUGCAUAACCUGCUAAGGAAUGCUCUGCUGGGAGUCACGGCCCCCAAAAAGGGCACGGAAAUGGUGAAAGUAAUGGGGUUGUCCAACUACCAUUGUAAGCUGCUGUCUCCUAUCCUCACCCGGUAUGGCAUGGAUAAGCAAACUGGGAAGGCCAAGCUCCUCGGAGAGAUGAACCAAGGGGAAAUGUUUGAUUGUGCCUUGUUGGGUGACAGGGCUUUCCUUAUUGAUCCAGAGCACAUUGGAACUAUGGGCUAUGGUAAAGAUCGCUCAGGGAGUUUGUUAUACCUCCAUGAUACCCUAGAAGAAAUCAAGAAGGCCAAUAGUAAUCAAGAAUGUUUAAUUCCUGUUCAUGUUGAUGGUGAUGGCCAUUGUUUAGUUCACGCUGUGUCUAGGGCCUUGGUGGGUAGAGAGCUUUUUUGGCAUGCCCUGCGUGAAAAUCUCAAACAGCACUUUAAGUUAAACCUGGAUCGUUACAAAGCAUUGUUCCAUGACUUCAUUGAUGCAGCAGAAUGGGAGGAUAUAAUUAACGAAUGUGAUCCUUUGUUUAUACCACCUGAAGGAGUUCCUUUGGGUCUACGUAACAUCCAUAUAUUUGGUUUAGCAAAUGUAUUACACCGCCCAAUUAUUUUAUUAGAUUCCCUGAGUGGAAUGAGAAGUUGUGGAGAUUAUUCGGCUACUUUUCUUCCAGGAUUAGUUCCUGAAGAAAAAUGUCAGGGAAAGGAUGGACAGCUUAAUAAACCUAUUUGUAUUGCAUGGAGCAGUUUAGGACGCAACCAUUAUAUACCUUUGGUUGGAAUUAAAAGGGGUCCUUUACCUAUGCUUCCUUUGAAACUAUUGCCUAAAGCCUGGGGUGUUCCACAAGAGCUUAUUCGAAAGUACAUUCUGUUUGAAGAUGACAGUUGUACAUUAGGAGGCGACCGAAGUUUGCAAGAUAAGUACUUGCAGAGAUUAGUUGCUGCAAUGGAAGAAAUUUUCUUGAAAAAGCAUGACAUCCACCCUUCACUGGUAGCAGAUGUUCAUCAGUAUAUAUACAGAAGGACAGGGGUAAUUGGAAUACAACCUGAAGAUGUAACUGAAGCUGCAAAGAAAGCUGUAACUGAAAAUCGUUUGCAGAAAUGUUUGAUUUGCGGUGCUCUUUCAGAACUUCACGUGCCUACAGAAUGGUUGGUUCCAGGCGGAAAGCUAUACAAUUUAGCUGCAAGCACGCAUGGUCAACUGAAGCCAGACAAAAAUUACAGCUUUCCUGUUAACCAUCUUGUAUGUUCCUAUGACCCAAAAGAUGAUGUACUGGUCCCAGAUUAUAAUUUGAGUCACUUAACAUCUUGCAACUGGUGUCAUGGUACAUCGAUGCGCCAUGUUAAAGGUGAUGGUUCGGUUGUGUAUAUAGAUGGAGAUCGAACUAACUCUAGAUCUGCUGGAGGCAAAUGUGGUUGUGGUUACAAGCAUUACUGGGAAGAAAAGGAAUACGAUAACUUACCUGAAGCAUUUCCAAUAACUUUGGAAUGGAGUGGAAGGGUGGUGCGAGAAACUGUGUAUUGGUUUCAGUAUGAAAGUGAAGUGGCUCUAAACAGCAAUGUUUAUGAUGUUGCUAUGAAGCUUGUCACCAAACAUUUUCCAGGUGAAUUUGGAAGUGAAAUUUUGAUUCAGAAAGUUGUUAGCAGAAUAUUGCAUCAUACAGCCAAAAAGAAUCCCGAUGAAUAUACACCUGUCUCAGUCGAAGGUGCACAUAGUCAGAGAGUUGGAGACAUGCAAGAUGAACCAACCUCAGAACCACAUAUGCCUACCAAAAUUAUUUUAAUGGGUCAGAAAUCAAAGACUCUGCACAAAGAAGAAUUGAACAUGAGUAAAACUGAACGAAGUAUUCAGCAGAAUAUUAUUGACCAUGCAGCACUUUCGCAAAAGCGGAAAACCGACAAAUUACGCCAGGAACUGAAAGGACCAGGCCAGCCAUCUGUUCCUGGAAUUGUGAAAGAUGGUUCAUCAUCUGCCCCAGUUACUCCCACUAAGUCCCCUUUCUCCCCACUACCUACAAAGGAGAAAAAAAUUAGAGUAACCACUAGUGAUGGGAGACAGGCAACACUAACUCUUCAAGUAUCAGUAACUUUUUCUGAAUUUCAAGAAAGUAUAGCAAAAGAAUUUAAGCUUCCUCCACAUUUGCAAUGCAUACGGUAUGGCUUUCCUCCAAAGGAACUGCAUCCUCCCAAGGUGGGAUUUGAGAAAGAGGCUUUGCCCCUACAACAUGGUGAUCGUGUAUCUGUGGAGAUCAUAAAGGACAACAAGGAAUCUGUGCCUGCUUGUUCAACAUCAGUGGCUCGUUCCUGGAAAGCUGAAGAAGAUGAAGCAUCUGGUCAAGCAUCUGUUAAGGAUGUGCAAGACCAUAUUGAUCUUGAAAUGUCAUCCCUCUGUCUUCUUGCAACUUUAAUGGGGGAGGAUGUUUGGUCGUAUGCAAAAAAGCUACCAUACUUAUUUGAAGAAGGUGGAGUGUUCUAUAAUGCAAUGAAGAAAGAUGUGGGUUUGGCAAAUGGCAAGCACUUCACACUUCCACACCUUCCUGGUAAAACAUUUGUGUAUAAUGGGACAGACAAUAGACUGGAGCUGUGCAUUGAUCCAGCAGGACAUAUCCCUAUUGGUCCGGACAUUGACAAUAUGAUCAAAGAGGCAUUAAGUCAGUUACGGUCUGAGGGAGGACCAAGAAGUAGAGAGGGAAGUCCUUCCUCGCAUGGAGGGAUGAAACUUGGAAGUGGAGGAGUAGUGCGAAAAAAGUCUGAACAAAUGCCAAAUGUCACAGCUUUCCAAGGAAAAGGCCAUUCCCUAGGGACUGCUUCAAGUAGCCCACAGUUGGAGCAGAGGCAUAGCAGGGAAAUGCAGAUGCAUAGAAAACAAAGUACAGGCACUUCCUCAGCAACAGACCUUAAUUGUGCUAUUGGAAAGUCAAGUCCUAAGCAAGAGGCUUCCCCACCAAAAUCCAGUGGUGGAGAUAGUCAGCUAAUACGAAUGGCGCCUGGUUUUGUAACAAUGCGUGAUGGUAGGCAACUUGAUCCCAAUUUAGUUGAAGCACAACGUAAGAAGUUACAGGAGAUGGUAUCUUCUAUUCAAGCUUCCAUGGAUAAACACUUGAGGGAUCAGAGUGCAGAAGAAUCAAUUCCUAGUGAUAUUCAUGAAACAAAGAUGCAGUACACAACUUCCUCUGUCCCAUUAGUAACAAGAACUGAAGGUCCUCAAACGGAUGCCCCGCAGCAAGAACCAGGCACUCCACAAGUAGGUGACAAUGAAAAUUUAGGUAUGGAAACAACAACUGGUGUGGAACUGUUAUCCUAUUCAUCUAUACCAUCAUGCAAGGUACAAGAUUCAACUCUUUUGAAUGAAGACCUUGAAGAAAUGGAUAGUCAGGAAAUAGAAGGAACCGUUGAACCCAUGGAUCAUUCUUGAUUUCAUAUCGAAAUGGAUAUUAUAAAGCGUGUAAGCAGAGCUGGCUUUGUACAAGAGUCGUGACAUGGCAAAAGGAACUCAUCGUGUUCAAAAGACAGAAUCAGAUUUUAUUUUCCUUAUCCAUUGCAUCGUACCAAGAUUAUUCUUGGUAACCCACACAACGUCUGCCUUACUACUGUCCCUACUAAUCCACAAAUUAAUGUUAGCUUGUGCUUGGAUUCAGUUAUUGAUGCAGCUCUCAGUAAGACCUCUUUUAAUAAGAGGUGAGUCUUGUAAGAAUAUAUUUCCCUGAUACACUCAAAAUUAAUUUUAAACAAUAUAAAUUGAUGAUGAUGUUUGUGCUUGAAAUGAAAUAUUGAAAUGUGAAGUUUUGAAGGCCAUAUGUGAUGUCAAUUCAUUAAUGCAAAAUAAAUAUAAUCACUCUUUAGAAAGAUGCAGACAGAUUAUUCACUUUCUAGGCCUCAAGGGCUGGGACUGGGACUAAAACCUAGUACAGGAUAUACUAAAAGUUGUGUUUUACUUUUUGUUUAGCACUUUGCAGAAACAAUCUCAAAAGCAACUAUUAAGAUUAAUUAUUUAAGUUGUUGCAAAAUAGAAGUAUCACAGAAACUGUUUGGAAAUUAACAUAGAGCAAUUCAAUAAAUGAUGACAAGAUGACCUACAGUUUAAAAUAUUUGAACCCUGUAUUUAGUUUAUCUUGGUAUGCAAAUUGACCGAGUCCCUGGGUGCAGAUGGAAUACUCAUUGCUGUGAAAUUGACUGGUAAAUCUCUGCUUGGGCAAGGGUUCAGUUUUAGAAUUUUGAGAAUUCUGCACUGAUGUAGACCUUCAGUUUUUGUUCUAGAUAGUGGCAUUGGGGUAAACUUGUUGAAGUAAAGUUGAAUCUUGGAGAAAAUAUUAAGCUCCACCGAAAGACGGUGUAAUUUUCAAGACUUGUUACAUUUUUUUGAUUCCCUGCCCAAAUCAUUUUGUUAUACUACAUAGUUGGUGUAGUUCUCCAAAAUUGAACUUUAAAACCAAGCAAAGGGGAAAACAAUCCAAUUUUUUUUAUUUUUUUUAAAUACACAAGGUCUGAAAUGUUGGUUGUUUUUAUUUUCCAUUGCAGAUGUCAGCCAGAAAUGUUUCCACAUCGUGUGUCAGACUGGAGAUCACACUUUGUUGUAAAGGACAAUAAGUACAACCAGCUGGCAUUCCACCCUCACAACUGACAGGAAUGGGAAAUUAGAAUGCAUUAGAAUAAAACUAUAGAAUUUUAAGGUGCCAGAUUCAUUGACCAUUUAUUUUCCAGUUGCUUAAUUCAUUUAUUAAUAAGAUUUAUCUCACUUCAUUCAUUUUGCUCUAAAGAUAUCACCACAAAUAUUUAGUCGUUACAAAUUAAGAAAAAAUCAGCACCUUUAUUAAAAAAAUAAAAAAAAUAAAAAAAAAGAUUUCCAUUAUUCUCACUCAAAAUAGCUAAAUAUCAAACGUUGGACAUCAUAAUCCACAAUACGAUACAAAUUCUGAGAAAGCAAAUGUUUUUCCAUUUCAAUGUGCCAUGCUGUGGUGUAUAAGAUUACCAACAAAAUGGUAGUAUUAAUUACAGUUAAAUAGAGUAGUUAUUAACAGGUGAUUUUUGCAGUGGCUGUGUGUGUUAAAUAGUUUAAACAGGACCACAUCGUGAUUGGAAAUGAGAGAGUUACCAAAUAUUUUCUGAUUUUUGAAAUAUAAAUGCUAAUAUUGCCACUCUGUAUAUAGGGAGAUAUUACAUAUGCGUGAAAUCAAAAUACACAAACCAUAAUAUGUUUGAAAGAAAAUGUCUGCUUUAAAUUUAAAAAAAUGGAAUUCACAAACCCAUAAUAAUUCAAUGUUAAAAAGACUUUUUGAGAGUAAACUGAUGAUUUUUGCUUUAUGGAACAUAAGUUGUGAAUUUCUACUUUCAUUUAAACUGUGCUUUGAAUAGCCAGUAUCAUAGUCAAUUAAUCUUGAUAUUAACUUAACUUUUUUUAAUGGGUUUCCUUUAAUUUAUCAUAAUUGUAAUGGCAAUUGAAUCAUUUUUAAGGAUGCUUGAAGACUUUGUGUUCUUUAGACAAUUCAUGAACAUUUGCAUCCUUAGAAUACAAAAAAAUGAAUGUGCUUUCUUGCAAACAAUUGAUUAAAAUUCAAAGUUCACAGGAAUGCUUUUUUUCGUGGCUGUUUCUCAAAAUGAGCAGUAUGCUGACAAUUUGGGCUUUAAGCUAUCUUAAUGAUUCAUUUGCUUUUGAAUUUGUUUUUAGAUCAUUUGUGAGAAUUGCAAGACAACUUUGUUAUGUAUUUACAUUAAAAUUCAUUGCCAUCUUUCCUUGGGAUUUUCAACUUUAUCGUUUUAAAAGUAAUCGAAGAACGGAUGAAGAAUAUUGUUGGGUGGGGCAUUCUGUAGAGUCAAAUAACCAAAAGACUAAAUUUAAGAAUUUAGAUAAUCUGUGCAAAGCAAGCCUGAAGUUAAAUAUCCCACAAAAGCUGGACUUUUUUUGUUUGCAGUGUCUGCCAUCCAGUUAUUAGAACAUGCUAAGGUAAUCCUGAGUAUGUUUGGAUACUAUACUGUAUAUAUGGUUUAUUUUUAAUGGAGAAAAUAUCCUGUUUAAAUGAAAAUGAAUUGGUUGAUCAUAAAUGUUUCAGAACAUUUCUUAUAACAGGAUGACACUGGCAAAUGUUCAGCAAAUUUGGUUUGUUUAUAUUUGUGAUUGCUGUACUAAAUAUCUGCAAUGAAUUGCUCUAUAAUGUAACAUCUGUAUGAUAGUAUAUAUUGUACAGUACUAUAAGUGACUUGUACAGUACUUGGAGUUCUUUUCCUGAAUGCUAAAAAUAAGUAUAUUCUAUAAGUAUCAGCUUGCCAUUAGCAUGAGUUAUGAGCAUAUAUUGAAGGUGCAAUAAAUUAAUAUGUUUCCCGUG
This is a messenger RNA of Amblyraja radiata (thorny skate), 6771 nucleotides long. RefSeq names its product valosin containing protein (p97)/p47 complex interacting protein 1 (gene vcpip1). Gene Ontology annotation, biological process: protein K11-linked deubiquitination; protein K48-linked deubiquitination; Golgi reassembly. NCBI's taxonomy places the organism in Eukaryota, Metazoa, Chordata, Chondrichthyes, Rajiformes, Rajidae. The coding region runs from base 255 to 3866 and encodes 1203 amino acids. The transcript is spliced from 4 exons. The record is from RefSeq and is a predicted model, not a curated record. Gene Ontology annotation, molecular function: cysteine-type deubiquitinase activity.